Messenger RNA from Hydra vulgaris (swiftwater hydra), 2272 nucleotides. RefSeq lists its product as uncharacterized. The record is from RefSeq and is a predicted model, not a curated record. Gene Ontology annotation, molecular function: DNA binding. Gene Ontology annotation, cellular component: nucleus. Lineage: Eukaryota; Metazoa; Cnidaria; Hydrozoa; Anthoathecata; Hydridae.
UGUUUUUUACCAUAGCAUUAUAGUUUUAUAAUUGGCAACACUUUUCAUCAAAAGUGUCAGCUGUCGUUUCACUUGGUUGUCAAGUUACAUGCGCUUAACAGUUUGUUGCGUUCAAAAGUAAAUAUUUUGUUUAUGAUUUGAAGAAAGAUAACAAAGAAAUCUGCAAGAAAUUGACAAUGCCGUUUUUAUUUAAAAAGAAAAAUAAACGACGUGAAAUCCCUAAAGAUGUAAUUUUGCGUGCAUUGGAAGAGGUUUCUAAAGGAGGAAAAAUUAAAACUACUGCGAUUAAAUAUGAUAUACCCAGGUCUAACCUUCAAAGAUACAUAAAACAGGGUGGCGCUGUGAAAGAUACUUCUUGUAAAUAUAUAUCAUCCCAAAUAUUCACAAAAGAUGAAGAAGAAAAAAUUUCAGAAUAUUUUGUAACAUUGUUUAAACUUAACCAUGGCAUGUCAAAACUGAAAGCACGCGAAUUAGUAUACGAAUAUGCCACUGCCAUUAAUAAAAAAAUACCAGACAACUGGAUAGAGAAGAAACUUGCAUCGAAAGAUUGGCUAAGGGGAUUUUUUAAAAGACAACCUCAGCUUUCGAUAAGGACCCCAGAAGCUACUAGUCUCUCACGUGCCACAAGUUUCAAUAAGAAAAAUGUUAGAGAUUUUUUUGAAAAUCUUAAAACUGUAUAUGAACGACAUCGUUUUGGCCCUGAGUCUAUUUACAAUAUAGAUGAAACUGGAUUAUCAACAGUACAACGAACCCAGAAAGUGAUUGCUCUCAGAGGCACUAAGCAAGUUGGGCAAGUAACGUCAGCUGAAAGAGGGACACUUGUAACUGUUUGCUGCGGCAUUAAUGCAUUGGGUAACUCAAUACCACCCUUUUUCAUAUUCCCACGAGUUAUUUUCAAAACAUAUAUGUUAAAUGAUGCACCUGUUGGUUCAAAUGGAGCAGCACAUCCUUCAGGGUGGAUGACAGCAUCAAGUUUUUUAAAAUAUAUACACCAUUUUAAAAAAUACGCAAAACCAACGCCUUCAUCACCAGUUCUAUUGCUGCUGGACAAUCACGAGAGCCAUAUUUCUGUACCAGUUCUCGAUUUUUGUAUAGAAUCAGGCAUUGUUUUAAUAACUUUUCCACCGCACUGCAGCCAUAAACUGCAACCCCUAGACCUGACUGUCUAUGGACCACUCAAAACUUAUUAUAACACCGCUGUAACAGAUUGGAUGGUGAGCAAUCCUGGCAAAACAGUAACAAUUUAUGAAAUCCCAAAAUUAGCAGCAAAGGCCAUCCCACUUGCAUUCAAGUUGCAAAAUAUACAAACGGGAUUUGAAAAAUCUGGCAUUUGGCCAUUCAAUUCAAACAUUUUCUCUGAUGAAGAUUUCGUUUGUUCUUCUAUAACUGAUCGCUACUUGCCGGGAGAGAAUAAUGUUGCUACAGAAAAAUCGAUUUCAGACCAACCUAUCAUGGAACAGCCUUCAACAGAAGAAAAUCUGAGACUAGAAGAUCGUACUAGUUCAAAUGUGGAAGUCACUGGGCCAUCUCAACUUGAAUCUCUAUCUAAAAGCCAGACUAGUGGCACUGUCAAUGUAACACCUGAUUUAGUAAGACCAUAUCCGAAAGCCGGCCCCAGGAAAUUGGGUGGCAUGAAACGGAAGAAAGGAAAAACUAGAAUAUUGACAGACACACCCGAGAAAAGACUUAUAGAAAUUGAAGAAAAAAAAAAACAAAGAAAAAAUAAGAUCAAAGAGCUCAACAAAAAUCGAAAAUGCUCUAAAAAUGAGAAAAACAGGAAGAUUAGUAGUGAUGAUGAAAUAAAAAAUGUUUCCGAUUCUGACGAAGCCUUUGUUGAAAUCGAUUCAUCAAAAGAAGAUUUUGAUGUAGACGAUGUGAUUGUUCUGGAUAGAAAUUUCCAGGUUAAUAACUUUGUGUUGGUUAAAUUUGACACCAAAAAAACUGUUUAUCAUUAUGUUGGAAUUGUCGAAGAGGUUAAUCACUCCAUGGCAACUGUCAAAUUCAUGAGAGCGAGUAAGAUAAGAAAUACGUUUAUGUUUCCUGACAUCGAGGACGUAGCCAGUGUCCCUCUGGAGGAUAUAAAGACAAAAUUGCCUACACCAUCAACAUGGAUAAAACGUGGCAGCUUAAAAUAUAAAUUUGACAAGCCUCUUUGGGUCAUACCAAAUAUAAGAUAAGUCUUAUUAGGUCCAACAUUGUGGAGUAUUGAUUCCAAGUAACAUUGUUUAAUCUUUUGUAAAGUCUAUGAUAUGAAAAAAUGUUUGUGUUACAA